AUGGAAGUGGAGGAAGAGGAAUCCUCUUCGUCCUCCUCGGAGUACCUUCGAAGUAGGAGUGAAUUCCUCAGCCACCUUCAUCUGCGGCCCAAGACUGACGACCAGGUUCAAGAAGAAAGGCCGAGGACUCACUUCACUCGGAGCUGCAACCGGGGGGAACUGCCAGAGACGGAGGAAUCGCCUGGGAAUCCUCGAAACGAGUCUCCGAUCCGAAACGAAGAAUUGUAUCUCCAAGCGGAAUUGGAUCAAGAAUCCUGGCGAAUUCUGGAUCUGAAGUGCAGUGAUCGUCCGCCUGAUCCACCCCUCGGAUUCACGACCAAGUUGAAGCUUCGAAAGACGGCCCGAGGGUGGCAGGCCGAAGGUAUCAACAGCGAGGACAACAAUAGUGGUGCUCGCAAAUUGCGACGGAAGUGGUUCAAGAAACGGAAACGGUGGAAGGAGGAGAAGAAGUUGAAGCGAAUUCUCGGAUCUAGUCAUCGGCAUCGUCGGCAUCAUCGUGAUAGGGAUCGUGAGGGGAGUUCGGAGAAAUCGGCGAAGGACGAGGAGACGAAGACGAGGAAUAGGGAGGAGGAGGUGGACAGUGGGAAUGCGACUGUGAAUGCGAAUGCAACUGAGGCCAAAGUUUCCCUGCCGCAGUUCCAGAAGGGAGCAACGCGGAAAUUCGACCGACCGGUGGCGAUCGUCCACGCGAGGCGAUCGUCUCCGGAUCGCCCCCCAUCCUCGUCUGUGACUUGUGAUACGCCCCCCAUCUGUGGAGACGAGGAAUCGGAUCAUCAGAGUACGGAAUCGACGACAGAUUCUCUGCUGAAAUCCAUUCUCGAAACGAAUCCUUCGUCGUCGGAGGGACGGAGCAUCCUGCAGGACUUGUUGGCGAAACCCCCUCCGUUGAAGACAGAGGGAGAGGGAUCUGACGAAUCCACCUUGUUGGUCCCUCGAACGUUGUUGCCUGCUCUCUUGUCGUGUCCUCACUUGUACCUGGAUGAGGUGGUGUCUUGCCAGGCGGCUCUCGUGUCACAGGCGGCCCAGAAUCCAAAUCUGUUGCUUCAAGGUGCCCUCAUGAUGCUCCCGCAGGAAGUGUUCCCUCACCUGUUGAAGGACGGGACUGGGGUCCUACAGACGAUGUUGAAGGCCUCCGACCCCGUCCACUGCAUCUCCUCCUUCACCCAAGACUCGGGGGGAAGUGUAGUGUACAGACCCAGCAGAGAACCCGAUAAGUACUCCAUCUUGAAGAGUUUCUUGAGGAACGACCACGAAGAGGAGAAACCGGCGGAGAUCAGGGUGAAAUCGGGGCAAGAACUCUUUCAGACCUCACCCCCUCGUCAUUGGGAAUCCCUAUCUGGGACCGGAGGAAAGGGAGAAAAGGUAAAACGGAAGCGGUUCCACUUGGACGCCAUAGUGGACAACCUGAAGCGACGGCGACAGCUUCAGGAGGAUGAGGAGUUCGGGCGGAAUUCUGGCAUCGAUCCUGGGACGGCUAUGCGAUUACGUCACAAGAUCCUGUCUGCUCGAGUCCCGGCCUUAAUCCCUCUCUCCGCAUUCCACGCCAAGGACGACAAGUGA
Molecule: messenger RNA, 1560 nt
Organism: Darwinula stevensoni
Lineage: Eukaryota; Metazoa; Arthropoda; Ostracoda; Podocopida; Darwinulidae
Source: the annotation of a GenBank genome assembly